AUGACCGUCAACACAACCAAAAUCGACGCCCCGUUUCAUGAAGCUGUAGGCGCUUUAAUGCACUUGAUGACCGCGACACUACCGGACAUUGCCUUUGCUGUGAGUUACGUUUCGUGCUUCGUGGAAAACCCCCAAGUCGAGCAUCGGAUGGCGGUCAAGCGCAUUUUGCGAUACUUUCAAGGGACUAAGCCGCACGGCAUCUGUUUCAAGUCUGAUGACAAGAUAGACUUCUGCGGCUACUCGGAUGCAGACUGGGCCGGCGACCAUGCAGACCGCAAGUCGACUUCGGGAUAUGCGUUCAUCCUGAUGGGUGCUCCGAGGACAAGUGGACCCGAGCUCAAGAUCAUGGAAGAUAACCAAUCGUGCAUCAAGAUGACGAACAAUCCUGUGAACCAUGGUCGGGCCAAGCACAUCGACAUCAAGUACCAUCACAUUCGUGAUGAAGUCAAGCGUGGUGAUGUCACUUUAAAUUACUGUGAGACUACGAUUAUGUUGGCGGACAUCAUGACCAAGGGACUGCCAGGACCGCGUCACAAGGACUUGACGGCAGCGCUCGGCAUACACGCGUGUUUGCAUUGA
Peronospora matthiolae is the source of this 579-nucleotide messenger RNA. Lineage: Eukaryota; Oomycota; Peronosporomycetes; Peronosporales; Peronosporaceae. The record is from the annotation of a GenBank genome assembly.